Molecule: messenger RNA, 1994 nt
Organism: Cannabis sativa
Lineage: Eukaryota; Viridiplantae; Streptophyta; Magnoliopsida; Rosales; Cannabaceae
Product: probable serine/threonine-protein kinase WNK11
Exons: 3
Coding region: 721-1668 (315 amino acids)
Biological process (GO): protein phosphorylation; intracellular signal transduction
Cellular component (GO): cytoplasm
Molecular function (GO): ATP binding; protein serine/threonine kinase activity
Source: RefSeq, a predicted model, not a curated record
GAGCCAAAUUACAUACAGUAGUGGAGAGAAUAUAAUGCUUUAUUUAUUUAUUUUGAUGAGGAUAAUGCUUUGUUUGCUAGUACUGCAAUUUUCACUUUUUUUUUUUUUUCAAUCUAGUUGCAUUAUAACUCGAGUUGAUGAAUAAAAUGGACCAUUUUUUUUUUUUUUUUGUAUUCCCUUUAGAGAGAUUAGAUUAAUCAUAGCUUGGAUCUAUUCAAAAAUAUGGAGAAGAUAAUGGGUGGAAAUGUGGAAGAGACUAACUCAAUUAGUUAAGGAAGCAUUAUUUAUUACUAAUAAUUUUGUCCAUUCAUUUUUCAUUUUCGACAGGAAAAAUCAAGCUUGUAAGAAAAUAUUAUUCAAAAAAAAUUGUAAGGAAAUAUGCUGGAAAAAAAAAAUUAAGAAAUAGCAUCUUAUUUAAGAUAAAAUUAUUACUCUUUGUUUUUUCUUGGCCUCUAUAGAGCCAGAAACCGGCCAAUACAUUCAAUUCUCUAGAUUUUGUUGGUAAUAAAAAAGAAGGAAGAUAUCAAUUGCGAAUCCACGCUCUAGUGACGACGUCGUUUGAGACUGUCCGACACCUAUAAAUAAAGUGGCUUUACAAUUUGUUUCUUCACACAUUCUUAACGCUACUCUGUAUACCAAUAAUCUUUUUUCUCCGAAUAACAAAGAAAAACAGGACUUUCUUCAUCUCAAGUCGUGUUGUGGUAAGGUUGAUCUUGGAAGAUGCUUGUAGAGAACUCAAACAGUGUUGAUAUAGAUACAGAACAAUUUGUUGAGGUUGAUCCGAGUGGACGGUUUGGGCGUUAUGAUGAUCUACUUGGGUGUGGUGCUGUGAAGAGUGUUUACAGGGGAUUUGAUCAGAAGGAGGGUAUUGAAGUUGCUUGGAAUCAGGUGUUGUUAAACAAAUUCAGUUAUGAUCUAACCCUCAUCAAUCGAAUUUACGCGGAAGUUGAGCUAUUGAGAACAUUGAAGAACAAGUACAUAAUUUUUUGUUACAGCGUGUGGAAAGAUGAUGAGCGUAACAUCAUCAAUUUCAUCACUGAGGUCUGCACCUCAGGGAACUUGAGGAAUUACCGCAAGAAGCAUCGUUGUGUUUCGAUUAAAGCCUUGAAGAAAUGGUCCAAGCAGGUCCUUGAGGGAUUGAAGUACCUCCACAACCAUGACCCUUGUAUUAUUCACAGAGAUCUCAAUUGUAGUAACAUUUUUGUUAAUGGCAACACUGGCCAGAUAAAAAUUGGCGAUCUGGGGUUUGCAGCUAUAGUAGGCAAGAGCCACUCAGCUCAUUCGAUAUUAGGCACACCAGAGUACAUGGCACCAGAGUUGUACGAGGAGGAUUACACAGAGAUGGUGGACAUAUACUCAUUUGGAAUGUGCUUGCUCGAGAUGGCUACCAUGGAAAUACCUUAUAGCGAAUGUAACAGUGUUGCCAAGAUAUACAAGAAGGUUGUUAGUGGAAAAAGGCCAUUAUCUUUGAACAAGGUGACUGAUCCAGAAAUGUAUGCAUUCAUUGAAAAGUGCCUAUCUCAGCCUAAGAUGAGACCUUCAGCCUCUGAUCUUCUCAAGGACCCUUUCUUUUCUGAACUAGACGAUGAGAUCACUGACGCUGCUCCAGUUUUGUUGACAUAUUCUAGUGAGGAGUUCGCCUCUUUCUCACACAAUUCUAUCUCCUAAUAUGUCCAAUUGGAUUUCUAGGGAAAUGCUACUACUAAGAACAAUUAAUUUCCUAAAACGUGAACUAUUAUUAAUUAAAUUAUGAGAAAUGUUAAAAAGCACAAAUAGUGUUUAACCUAUAUAAUUUAAUAUAAUAAUUUGUAAGUAGUAUCACUAAUUAAUUUAAGUUGACAUGUUAGACAUCUCUAGUACUUAAUAAUAAUGCUUUUAAAAUAUUUAGGACAAUAUUUAAUUGUACCAACAACAACAUAAUAUUCAUGAUAGUGUAACAAUUGUACACUAACAUUUCCCAAAUUUUAAUCAAGAUUAAUGUUAUAUGCUUUCAA